This is a messenger RNA of Rotaria socialis, 1101 nucleotides long. Lineage: Eukaryota; Metazoa; Rotifera; Eurotatoria; Philodinida; Philodinidae. The record is from the annotation of a GenBank genome assembly.
AUGGGACUGUUAGGAGAAGUAAUUUCGAUGACAGAAGUCGCUCGUGGUCUUCAUUAUACUAAAUUGCGCCAAACAGAGAUUGAGCUAAAUGUCUCACGCAUCAUGCAAAAUGAAGCACGAAACGCCGUUCUAACCGCCCAGUCCGAGUAUUCCAGAGCAUUAAAAGCCAUUCCUGCGGGUCUCAAGGCACUUUUGCUUGAUUUGGGACGUGCUAUCAUCGGCAUUGUAGCAUCAUUUGGAAAAGGCACCGCCAAAGGACAAAAUGGAGGAUCUGCUGCUUCUGCUCCAUCUGCACUUGCCAAUAGUCAAUCCCUAGCAUUUGCACGUCUAUUAUCGGAUACAUUAGGGCACUUGUCCGGCGCAUUCAGCAGUUUUGAAGCUUUUAAAAUCACUUUUGGAGCAUAUCAGAAUUCGUUAGCAGCUGGUGGACAAAAUGACUUGAAAACACAAGUUUCCAAUCUGAUUCAGCAAAGCAUUAAAGUCUGCAAUGGCAUUGUAGAUCUCGUAAAAAAUUCAUUCGGCAGUGGAAAAUCCAUCGAAUCCUUCGUUGCCACACCCAUCACAAAUCGUAUCUCUUCUCUGAUUAACGAAGUAAAACCUUUAGUGGUGGCAGAAGCAUUAAACGGAGCGAAUGUACCUCCUGUAGAUAAUACUGCAACUACAGCCUCGUCUUCAACAGAUUCGUCAGGCAGUGAACGGUUCGCGGCACACCUGGCAAGUGAGCGGCUGCAAGCUGCCGAAAAGCGUUAUGAUUCUAUUUUUGUUCACCUUAAACAACAGCAACAAGAAAUGGGCAAAUUGAUGGCGAAAAUCGCAGGACUUGAUUUGACUCGGCGAACAGUGGAACCGAAUGGACUUGGCAAAAUGCUCACGGCAGAAAAUGACCGGGAACGAUCGCGACUAUUACAAGAAUUGAAUCAACAGUCUCAGGGUGCUCAGGAAAAAGUCAUUGAAUUGGUCAAUCAGCGAAAGGCUAUAUAUACUGCAGCUAUCAAUAAGCGGCGUCAAGAACUAGAUGAUUUUGUGAAUCAACUAGGUGGACCAGAAACCAAUAAUACUAAAGCCAUCGAUAGUGCAAAAAAUAUUCUGGAUCUCAAUUGA